AUGUGGUUAUCAAGUACUAGGCUACUGUGGGACGAGGCUGUAGAAAAUCAAAUGAUCACCAAGGCGAGCACAGCAGAAGCUGCGAGUCGGCUGGCACAGCAGGUGGUCCUCACGUCAAAAGUGAGGUGCAAUGUUUGGGACGAAGACAAAGAUGAAACUGUCGAAAUUGAUGAAAGUUUUCCAGCUAUUUCCGAAGCAGCUGUCAUGAAUUUCAUUCAGAUAGUGGAAAAGGACGAUGGAGCUGAAAUUUCGGCAAUUAGAGAGGAGCAAGAGACAGAACAUGGAUUUCCAAAGGCUGAUGCAGUCAAGAGUGGUAAAGUUAUUGAUUCUCAGCCAAAAUCAGAUGUAAGCGACAACAAUACAAAUGAAGGAGCACCAUCUGCACGUGAGCAGCAGCAGCAGCAGCAGCAGCAAAUAAAACAUAGAUGUAAGCGUAGUGAUUAUAAAUUCAGAAAAACUGGUUUUGUGGUACAAGACACAGACUAUAAAGGAUCACUUCCACCACCACCAGUAGAGGAAAGGACACCUUUGCAAUAUUAUAAAAUAUUUAUAAAUGAUGACGUAUUUCAACUCAUUGCUGAGCAGUCCAAUAUCUAUGCUUUGCAGAAAGAUUCAGUUUCUUUGCAGACGAUCAAAAAUGAAAUGGAGCAGUUUGUUGGUAUUUUACUGCACAUGGGCGUCAUCAAAGUGCCUUCCAUUCAUUUAUACUGGUGGAAUGAGUUUAGGUAUUCACCAAUAGUUGAUGUGAUGAGUAGAACUCGCUUCUCCCAGCUACUGCGGUAUUUUAAUGUUGUCAAUAAUCAAGACUUGCCUGAAGCUAAUAGUAAUAGUGACAAACUCUUCAAGAUUUGCCCACUUUUAUCUGCAUUGCAGCCAUCGUUGAAGACACUCCCGCCAGAAGAAUACAAAGCUGUUGAUGAACAGAUAAUACCAUUCAAGGGUAGAAGCGGUUUGAAACAGUACGUAAGAAAUAAGCCUCACAAGUGGGGCUACAAAUAUUUUACGAGAGCUGGUGCUUCAGGCAUGAUGUAUGAUUUAAAUUUAUGUUGA
Messenger RNA from Schistocerca gregaria, 1050 nucleotides. RefSeq names its product piggyBac transposable element-derived protein 3-like. The record is from RefSeq and is a predicted model, not a curated record. The transcript is spliced from 3 exons. The coding region runs from base 1 to 1050 and encodes 349 amino acids. NCBI's taxonomy places the organism in Eukaryota, Metazoa, Arthropoda, Insecta, Orthoptera, Acrididae.